AUGGCUACAAGUGCGUUGAGUAUCAAAAAAACUAAAAACAAAAUAAUCUAUGAUCAUGAUAUUCAAGAUUUUUUUGGUCUUGAUUUUAAGAUUAAAGUCGAAACUACAAAUGAAGAUAAUAAUGCAAAAUUAUUAUUUUAUGAUAAAAAUAAUGAAAUUAUGCCAACUCCUUUAUGGAAUAUUAU
Cetraspora pellucida is the source of this 185-nucleotide messenger RNA. The record is from the annotation of a GenBank genome assembly. NCBI's taxonomy places the organism in Eukaryota, Fungi, Glomeromycota, Glomeromycetes, Diversisporales, Gigasporaceae.